Messenger RNA from Penicillium mononematosum, 3159 nucleotides. RefSeq lists its product as uncharacterized. The coding region runs from base 1 to 3159 and encodes 1052 amino acids. The record is from RefSeq and is a predicted model, not a curated record. NCBI's taxonomy places the organism in Eukaryota, Fungi, Ascomycota, Eurotiomycetes, Eurotiales, Aspergillaceae. The transcript has 9 exons.
AUGGAGCAACUGGCUCAACUAGUGCGCGAGGUGGAACGCAUAGUCACCGCACCUUACGUACCUUCGUUACAGGAUCUCUAUGAUCUGGUCCAGCAGAGCCAGUCUCCAACAAUUGGCGCCUGGGCAUUUUGCAAACCUUGCCAAGUUGGCUUGUUGGCUGAUGUUUUCAUCGAAGCCUUAUCACGGUCACGCGUCGCUCUGCCGCUGAUCACUGCAUUUGCAUCUACCUCGACCUUUAGGGAUGCGCUACUCGAGCGACAUCCGGUGGUUCUGGAUGUCUUUUUAGAAAAGGCCGUGGACGCUAAUGGAGCUGAGUAUUUACCGGCAUGUAUCGCAUUGUUCUCAUCGCCCUUGCCAGUGGGUGUUGUGCUACCAGCUAGAAUUGCCCCCUUCAUCACGAAGCUGGUGAGCAUGAUGGCAGAGAAUCCCUGUGUUGAGACUGUAGCACCUCUCCAAGCACUCAUCUCGGGGCUCAAAGGCUCACCAAGAAUUUUGAAUGAUAUCCCAUCCGAGGUCAUGUCCAAUCUCCAGCUGGAGUUCACCAAGACACUGCGCAACCUUGACGACCAUAUGGGCAACCUCUUGUGCCUGGCGACUUUUGCGCAGAUUGCGACCGCACUAGGCACAACAUCUCAAAACCAACACGGAUCAGAAGCCCCAUGGCUUCUUAACAUUAAGCAUUUCUUUGGCCAGAAACGGGGUCUUAAGACACUUGACUUAGUCGUCUUGCGUGUUAUACUAGCUUGCUCAUCCAGUUGCAAUAUGGCACCGCCCGAGGCGGCUGAGAGUAUUCGACUGGCCAUUUGCAUCGCUGAAGCAAUUGAACCCGAGCAGAAACAGGUUUGGAUAGCAGGUAAUAAUCCUAAGAUUGCUAAGCUUUGCGAGAAGGCUGUCAGAGACGGUCUCUAUGGUCAGACGCAAACGAUGGUAAUCGUCUUUUUGCACACACUUCUCCCGGCACAUUCGUUGCCAUCCCAGCUACGGGAACUUGGCAUAAGAGUCCUUCUGUCCAAGAACAGCCAAGAGACUAUGGAAAAGAUACCACAUCAACUGAUUCCACGCCUCGCGAAGUCCCUAGCAGAAUCCGGGGAACUUGCCACUCGGCAACUUUUGACCUUCACUUUCGAUGUCUUAAGAAGUAGUAAAUCGUCGGGUAUGAGAGAGAUGGCAACACUACACCUGGCACACUUGGUAUUGGCCGGUGUGCAAGAAGUACAUCCGGAGAUCAUGCUUUCUAGUAUCAACAACUCCAUGGUCCCUCUGAGAGAAGUUCUUGGGGAAUUGGUUAAACACUUCCCAGGACAACCAAGCGAAAGCCAAUGCAGUGAUCGAGCAUGGUGUGUAUCCGGGCUAUACACAAAGCAAAACAGGCUGUUUCUAUCUCUGCUGGGACUUUACAACAUGGCGACAGCGCAAAACGGAAGCGACAUUAUCAUGAAGUCCUUUAUGCGACGAGUGGAGCAAUCAAUGCCGAGCCUCGACUGUGCCUUCUCAACAAUAACUCCCAAAGCCUUCCGUGGCUCCCUUACAUUGCGCGACAGACAUGACCUCUCGUCGACCAAGAUAAACCGCAAUUGGCGGUCUGGGGUUACUGAGCUCUUCAUGCAGAAUGCCCAGACCUCUCACGACAGUAUGAUGAGAAAGAUCGAGGAUACGUGUUCUGACCUAGAGCGCCGCUGUUACGAUGUUGAAGGGCCCCUGCGAGCUGCCGAAGAAGAGCGGGACACAUACGCGAGUGAAAAUGAGCAACUCAAAAGGCAAAACAAAGAGUUAAACGAACAACUGAGUACCAACAAUACAGAGGCCCAGACUAAGUUACAGAACUCACACGAAUGUUUUGUUGAACUUGGCCACGAGAAGACACGCCUUGAACAGCUUCUUCAAGGUCAAUAUGCAUAUACCGAAGAGCUGACUGUGUCGCUCGCAUCUACACGUGAGGAGCUUCAGCAGCAGCAACGGAGUUCUGAGAAGGCACUUCUUGACGAAAAAGAAAAGGCCCGAUCUAAGGAAUUGGAGAUGAUGGCUACUUUAACCGGGAAAGACGAUCAACUGGAAGAGUUUCAAGAGGAGAUGUGCAGUUUGCAAAUGGAGAAUGAGCAGACACGCCAGAGUCUUGAUCAAGUCACGAGCGAAAAGGCCAAAUUAUCCGAACGCUGUAGCUCUCUGGAGCAAGAACUUGCUAGUGCUACAGAGGCAUUGAAGCAAACCAGGCUUCUUGCUGAUGAGAGAGCAGACGAAGUGACCCGUCUCCUAGCCCAGGAGGAAGAGUUGCGAAAGGAACUGGGAUCUGUGGAAACAACAGUUGCACAGCAGAACGUUGAAGUUGAGAGGCUCUAUUCUACAUUGGAAGAAUCCGAGGAAAAAUCGCGGAGUAAUAUUGAAAGGCUGAAACAUGAUCGUGAAGCCGAAGCUUCUCGGGCCACAUCUGAGAUAGCGAAGCACGAGACAGACAAUCGACGAUUGCAUGCCGCUAUGCAAGCAGCCGCUCUUGAUGCUUCUAGAGAUGCCCGAUUGAAAGACAAACGGAUCCAGCACCUGGAGAGAAAGGUGCAAGCCUUGCGAGACGAACGUGCCGCCAAGGCCCGCGAGUUCUCAGAGGCACAACAACACAUCGGUCGUCUAAUGGGCGUAAUGGGCUUCUCUGCCAAUGCCUCCGAAUCAAACGCCCCUCCAAGACACCAGCGAACCACGUCCUCUGCCAACACCACCCCAGCUGCAAGGAUCCCGCAACACAUAAGCGACGAUGAAGAUGGCACACAGCUCGCACAGUCCUUUGAGUCCAUAACCUCCAACUUCCAUGAACCUACCCCGAAACGACCAAGAGGGAAUCGCAAAUCAACAAACCUCCCGUAUAAUUUGAACACUCCCUCUGCUGCAGCUCCUAAGGCGAAAUCCCCACCGCCGGCCAGCAGCAUGUCUCGCUCGGUGAGAAAGCCACUGGCAGAGGCGGACCGCAACAGCCCGACAAAAUCUCAGUCAAGCAGUGCGUUGAAACGCAAUCAGGUGGAUGGCUCUUUCCAGGAGACGCAGGCUCAGGAGAAUAGUGAGGAAAACCGUCUUCACAAUCUGGAUUUGGAUAUGGAUCUGGAGUUUUCAAGAGACUUUCUCUUUUCCAGCACUGCUUUUACUGGGUCGACGGAUCAGAUUGCCCCGCAGUGA